Molecule: messenger RNA, 4229 nt
Organism: Pseudogymnoascus verrucosus
Lineage: Eukaryota; Fungi; Ascomycota; Leotiomycetes; Thelebolales; Thelebolaceae
Exons: 4
Coding region: 1621-3918 (765 amino acids)
Cellular component (GO): fungal-type vacuole membrane
Molecular function (GO): oligopeptide transmembrane transporter activity
Source: RefSeq, a predicted model, not a curated record
UUAGCUGUGUAAUUUUUUUGUGUGCUGUGAGCCACGUGAUAUAUCAUGUGAUGUGUCAUGUGACCAAGCACUUAGCCUGUCCUAUGUAAUUUAUGUGAUAAUGGAUCACCACUGUCACAGGCUUGCCAGCGUCUCAAUUUCAUUGCUCCGCGCUUGUGGACACGAGUAAUAACUUCGGCUCUCUCCGACACGGAAUAUUAAAUCCAUCAACCGGCUCAGAAGCAGCCCCAGUUCCGCUCAUCACGUUGGGCUUCUUCAAUCUUUUCGCCAUCUCCAACAGCUGCACACAAUCAUUGCCAAGACGCUCCAUCGCCGAAUGAGGAAGGCCCUUAAGAAGUAGGAAGGAGGAGCACGUGCAGCGAGAUUGUGUUUGACAGUCGGCAUUCCAAGGGAUAGCGUGAUUGGGUAGGUGCUUGCGGUAGGUUGGCGCUUGUUGCUUGGCGCUGCCGAGGCGGUUGGGGAAAGUUGAACGCGGCGUCAAGGGGAUUGGAACUAAGAUGCCGACGUCCUUCCUAUAUCUGUUUUCAGCGCAUCUGAACCGUACAAAGUAGAGCAUGACUACUGGGACUACAAUACGGCCAAGGGGCGGUUCAUACGAAUAUAUUGAUUCUCCAUGAGGUAGCCCAACCACAAGUACACCACUUAUGUACUGUAGGAGAGUACGUACGUGGUAUGAGACAUGGCAUGAGUGCCGUACCGAGGGUGAGCACGUCCCCUAUAUACAGUUUAUAGUACAGCACUUCACCCUGCAUGGCCGAUAUAUAGCCAGGCGGUUGCCGACGCACCUGCUCCAUACGAGCGGAGCACAGAGCACGGCAGAAAGCUUCGCGCAUACGCCGGCCAUAUGUCGGCCGUUAGCAGCGGGUGUUUUCUUAAGCUAUUGCGGGGAGCCACACCCAUUGACUAGUGGCACAAGAUGGGGGGAAAGGGACAGGUCGGUUUCAGCAGUGUCCUACUUUACAGUUCUGUACCAAUAAACUGUUCUGUGCCUUCCUGUAUGGGGCCCUUAGGGUGGCCUGUACUACCUCGUACACCGUGGAACACUAAGGUCCGUGACGGCGUCGAGGCGCGAGUCCGUCUUGCCACCAACAAGUGAUAGGAUGUCGUAUCGGGCAGGCGGCCAAGGGUGCUGCCGCUGUCCUUCUUCACACCUGCCACAUCUGGCCUGAGACCGUCCUUCAACCGAUAGUACAACACUAUAGCCAUCCCAUGGUGCCAUGGUCUGGCGCUGGUCUCAGUCCCACAGGAUACCCACAAGGAGCUCUAUCUUCCAUCCAACAUCCCUCCUGCGAUCUGCAGCCCGCCACUCAUCCCUUCUAUCUCCGUAUCUAGCAAGGAUAAUCCUCCUGUCACUCCAAUCCCCCCUGUCCUGCUAGCUAUCUCGACUGCAAUUCUGGGAAUACGGUCUAGUCGUCUACCACUGUAUCGCUCGUGGCCAUGGGUGAUGACAGACUGGGGUCGAGGUUAGGGUCGCACGACCGCCCUUAGCCGUGGCCAGGAGCUGUCUCAAAUGCGCAUAUAUUCUUGCCAGUCCCCCGCUCCCUUGAUGCAUAGAAGCUACAAGUUUCCAGACACGGUUGUUCCGCCCCAACCUACCUUGACCGAGAGACGACGAUCAUUAUGGAGAAGGAUAAGUCCAUCGCCGGCGAGACUCCGGUCUACGUCGACAUGUCGGGGUCCAACGAGGUCAUCGAUGAGAAGGCUGAACAUGUUAGCCAUCACGAUGCGUUGGACUCGAAGGCUGCCAACGUCACCGCCUACCAGGUCGAGCCCAUUCAGGGCGAGACUCACUCUUUGAAGGAUGAGCUUUUGGCAGAUGAGGAGAUUGACUUGUUCAAGCCCUUCCCCAUCGACCCUUCUCACCCUGUCGAGGAACAUAUCCUCACAAUCCGCGCCUUGGUGACCGGCAUCGCCCUCGGCGCCCUCGUCAAUGCCUCCAACUUAUAUCUCGGUCUUAAAACUGGUUUCACCUUCAGCGCAAGCAUGUUCGGUGCCAUUUUCGGGUACGGUUUUAUCAAGUUCCUCUCACGAACCACAGGUAACAUGCCUAUCCUCGGCGGUUCCUUUGGACCACAGGAGAACACCAUCGUCCAGGCCGCUGCUACUGGAGCGGGUGGUAUCGCUGGUCUCUUCGUCGCGGCCCUGCCAGCCAUGUACCAGCUUGACCUGAUGAGCAGCCUGCCAAUCGAUGAUAUUGGAAGGAUAUUCACUAUCACCCUGAUCUGUUCUUUCUUCGGCCUCUUCUUCGUGACCCCACUUCGUCGAUUUUUUAUCAUCCAGGUGGCUAAGGAGCUCAGACUGAUCUUCCCUACCGCGACGGCAACCGCUCUCACCAUUAGGUCUAUGCACGCUGCAGGCUCUGGUGGUCUCGAUGCCGUUAGGAAGCUGAAGGCUCUGGGUUAUACAUUCAUUGCCGCUGUGAUCCAUCGUGUCGCAUCAUACUAUGCCAUUGGUAUCCUCUACGACUGGCACGUGUUUACUUGGUUCUACAUAUGGUCUGGGCACACUAACUGGGCGCUCAACAUUGAAAACUGGGGCUGGUACAUCGAAAUCACUCCUGCCUUCAUCGGUUCGGGUAUGCUCAUCGGUCUCAACUCGGCCCUUUCUAUGUUCGGUGGUGCAGUCCUCGCUUGGGGCAUAAUCGGGCCUCUCCUCGUCCACUACGGAGAGUGUAUCGGCAAGGCCUACGAUCCGGAAGACCCAAUCUGGCACGAUUACACGUCCUUCAGCUCUCUGAAGAACCUAGGCAAGGAGACUCCCUCACCACGUUACUGGCUCUUAUGGCCGGGUGUCAUGAUCAUGGUGUGCGCGUCGCUCGCUGAACUCUUCAUCCAGUACAAGGUCAUCUGGAUCGCCUUCAAGUCCGUAUUCCGCCAAGUCAACACUUCCAUCGACGAGGCGGCGAGGAAGCGCGGCAAAGUUAUCCCUUUCUGCGCUCGCCAUGCCGGUACUAUGGACUCAUCCGACCUCGUCGAGGACCCAUUCCCAGCGGAGCAGCAGGUUAAGGACUGGAUGUGGAUGCUUGGCCUUACCGUAACCCUCGUCAUCUCUUUCAUCAUCUGCCACUUCCAGUGGCAGAUGAACGUCGGCCUCACUAUCUUGGCAUGCGUCCUCGGUUUCAUAUUUGCCUUCCUCUGUAUCCAGAUCGGCGCCGUCACUGAUACCACACCGCUCACCGCCGCCUCCAAAGCUUCUCAGCUCGUCUUUGGUGGUGCUACUUCCGGCCACGGUUACUCCAUCAAGGAUGCACAGCGCCUCAAUCUCAUUGCUGGAGGUAUCGCCUCCGGCGCUGCCGAUGUGGCCACCAACCUUACUGCGGAUUUCCGUACUGGUUUCCUCCUCCGCACCCCGCCUCUGAAGCAAUGGAUCGCCCAGGCCAUCGGCACCCUGGUCUCCGUUUUCCUUGCCCCUGGCAUGUUCGUCCUCUUCACCUCCGCCUACCCCUGCAUCAUCCACCCCGACGACUAUGACCACUGUCCCUUCCAGGCUCCGUCCGUGGCUGCUUGGGCCGCUGUCGCCCAGGCCGUCACCGACCCCAGCAUCGGCAUCCCCAUCAAGGCCGGCAUCUUUGCCUGCGUUAUGGGCGCCGUGUCGGUCAUCCAGGUCAUCUUCCGUCACUACUACCUCGUCGGUGAGCGUGAGAAGUACCGCGCCUAUCUUCCCAACUGGGGUGCCAUCGCGCUCGCCUUCGUGUUGCCCGUUCCAGUCUUCACCAAUGCGGCGCUCCUUGGUGCCAUAAUCGCUGCUGUCUGGCGCAAGUACCGCUAUGCCAGCUGGGAUAUCUACGGAUAUGCUGUUGCGGCUGGUAUGAUUGCUGGAGAGGGUAUGGGUGGUGUCGUUGGUGCCGCGCUGCAACUCGGAGGUGUUUCUGGGGAUGUGUACGGAACGAACAUCGGAUGCCCUAUGCUCUCGUGUUAGUUGGAGGGCGAGGAUGUAUGUUGGAGGUAUGGGGCUAUAUACUAAGUUCAGUGAGCUAUGUAGAACAUUACUAGACUGACUGGUGCUGUUGAACGGCCGCUAAUGACAAUCGGUUGAUGAAACUCCAUGUAUUUUCGUGAUUCUUGUGAAAUUGCUUCUACGAUAUCUCUAUCCAAGCGUGAUCCUUUCACCUUCCACGUCCUCAACUUCAACAGUAUAUCAGCUCUAUAUCCCUCACCAACUUCAUAAAGUCGUCUCAUAAUUUGGCUGUAGAUGAGGUCGUGUCAACCUUUUAAGGUUCUGAGAGGCGC